UGGAAUCAUCAUCAUCAUGGAUCGUCUGUAAACCUCAUUGUGCAGCAGGUAGCCGAACGAAUGCGGCAAACACACACCUUUGCUCUUCAGUAAUGAAUGACAGCUCUCUAACAUCUGAGAACAUCAUGUUUCAGGAGCUGACUGCAGAUGCUCUGAACAGCAGUUGUGACUCUACCAUGCCCACGUGUAACAAUGGCACAGGUGAAGCGGCAUUGCAGCUGCCCACCUUUUCCAUGGCAGCGAAAGUGAGGGUGAUAAUUACCUUUACUCUUUGCGCAGUGUCAGCUGUGUGCAACCUCGCCGUGCUGUGGGCUGCCAGCACCAAUAACAAGCGCAAAUCCCAUGUGCGAAUUUUAAUCAUGAACCUCACCGUUGCCGACCUACUGGUGACUUUCAUUGUGAUGCCGGUGGAUGCUGCUUGGAACAUUACGGUUCAGUGGCUGGCUGGUGACCUGGCUUGCAGAUUGUUAAUGUUUCUGAAGCUCGUGGCUAUGUACUCCUGUGCGUUCGUGACUGUGGUCAUAAGCCUGGACAGGCAGUCGGCCAUUCUCAACCCUCUGGCCAUCAAUAAGGCUAAAAAGAAGAACAAAGUAAUGCUGAGUGUGGCCUGGGUGAUGAGUUUUGUUCUCUCUGUCCCUCAGAUGUUUCUGUUUCACAACGUGACCAUCACGGUGCCAGCCAAUUUCACUCAGUGCACCACCCGCGGGAGCUUUGUGAAACACUGGCAGGAGACCAUUUACAAUAUGUUCACUUUCAUUUGCCUCUUCCUGAUACCUCUGGCCAUCAUGAUCUGCUGCUACACGAGGAUCUUGGUGGAGAUCUCCCGAAGGAUGUCCAAAGGAAACAUCUCUUCAAAGGAAAUCCACUUACGGCGUUCCAACAGCAACAUCCCAAAGGCCCGUAUGAGGACUUUGAAAAUGAGCAUAGUCAUCGUGACGUCUUUCAUAGUUUGUUGGACACCGUACUACUUGCUGGGUCUAUGGUACUGGUUCCUUCCUGAUGAUCUAGAAGAGACUGUUUCUCACUCACUGACUCACAUGCUUUUUAUUUUUGGACUUUUUAAUGCAAUUCUGGAUCCCAUCACUUAUGGGCUCUUCACCAUCCAUUUCCGCAAAGGACUGAAGCGUUACUGUCGCAACGCGGCUGUACUCGCAGAGUCAGAAAAUAACUCCAUCAUGACGGGCUCAUUGAAAUGCUCACCAUCUCCGUUUCACAUGAAAAGAGUGACCCAGACGAGUCCAGGAGCUAACCCAGAGCAGAAUAUGGUGGGUGGGGAAGAUAAGAAGCCAGCUGACCGUAAAAACAAGGAAUAGUG
Rhinichthys klamathensis goyatoka is the source of this 1315-nucleotide messenger RNA. It is a transcript of the gene gnrhr4, whose product is annotated as gonadotropin releasing hormone receptor 4. Lineage: Eukaryota; Metazoa; Chordata; Actinopteri; Cypriniformes; Leuciscidae. Gene Ontology annotation, biological process: G protein-coupled receptor signaling pathway. The transcript is spliced from 3 exons. Gene Ontology annotation, cellular component: membrane. The record is from RefSeq and is a predicted model, not a curated record. Bases 93 to 1313 code for a protein of 406 amino acids. Gene Ontology annotation, molecular function: gonadotropin-releasing hormone receptor activity; peptide binding.